This is a messenger RNA of Mytilus californianus (California mussel), 2082 nucleotides long. Its product is annotated as tyrosine-protein phosphatase non-receptor type substrate 1-like. Gene Ontology annotation, cellular component: neuron projection membrane. The record is from RefSeq and is a predicted model, not a curated record. Lineage: Eukaryota; Metazoa; Mollusca; Bivalvia; Mytilida; Mytilidae. The transcript is spliced from 10 exons. Bases 603 to 1559 code for a protein of 318 amino acids. Gene Ontology annotation, biological process: synapse organization.
AGGUUGAACACUCAUUAAAGGCAAUGAAAGCGUGUUGAUAUAUUAGAAGUUUGACUUUCAUUGACGCUGCUGUAUUUCAAUGUCCCUAAUGGAUGCAAUAAAGCAUUAAUAGUUUUAUUGGCUGCUAGAGGUACCGUUGUGUAAAUAAUUUAAAAAACACCAAUCGUUUGAAGUAAGAAAAAUGGAUUUAAAGUAAAUCAUUAUCGUAGCAGAUUAUGUAGAACCAUCUGACCUAUCAUUUUAAGAAAUAUUUUGUACAGUUUAACUUUGUUUGAUUGUUUGUCGUGCAGAAGUUACCAAAGCAGUGCAUGUCUAUAAAAGGAACGUAUUGGCGAAGUGAAUAUUAUUUUCAGUGACUGUUAUUAUACACCAUGUAUUAAUGAAAUCUUCCAAUCCGCUAUGGUAAGACUAAGGAAUAAAUGUGUACUGCUCCUACAAAUAUUUAUAUUUCGGACAAUAUACAAACAUUGACGGAAUAGUAGUCGUUCAUUGAUUUGUCAGAACAUGUGUUGUUCUAAUACUGAUGGAAUUAUUAUUUUUCUUCUAUGAAUGGAUUUCUUUAUAUUUAAUUUUAGGCUUUUAAAUGACAAAGAUACCGGUUAAUGAUGAUUCGUAAUGGACGAUUAUACAAAAUUUCUAGAAUAAUAUACAUACAGUAUUACAUAGUAGAAGCUGUCCUUUUCUUGUCAGCGUUCAGUGCCUUAUCUGUUAAAGGUUUACAAGCCAAUGUCCCUUUCUUUGAACCUAGAGAAAACAACGUAUCAUUCUAUGCUGGAGAAACUGCCACGUUACUUUGUUCUGUGACUGGGUUACAAACUCGGUUUGUAGUUUGGAGAAGGACAUCUGAACCAAAUCCAUUAACAAUAGGUGAUUUCGUGUAUAGUCCUGACGACCGUAUCACCAUACGACGUGUAGAAGACAAAAAUGAAUGGAAUCUGAUCAUAAAAGAUGUACAAAUAGCCGACGCUGGAGUAUACGAGUGUGCAGUUAGUUCUCGUGAGAAAUAUAAGAGACUUGUUUUACUUCGAGUUAAUGGAACAUCACGACGUUUAAACAGCAAAGGCUUAGCUUAUGAUAAAGAUCAAGAUAUCCUAAAAUCUCAGGUACUUAUGUCAGGACAAAGAUUCGUCAGCAAAGGUCAGACUAUACUACUUACAUGUAAUGCCACAGGUGAGGAUUAUGCUCCAGAUGGAGUUGACUGGUUUAUAAAUGGACAUAAAGCUAAUCAUCAAACAAUGCCUCGUGUUAGAAUUUACGAUCCAGUGGUUGACAAUAAUAAAAGAACUUUACUUAGCACUUUGGAAAUAAGACGUUCUAUAAUGAACGAUAAAGGAAUAUAUGUAUGUAGAGGUCCUGAUCAAAAAACAAGUAGUCUGACAGUCCAUAUUUUAGACGAAGAAAAGUCAAGUAUAGAUAAGCGUGGCGAUGGAUCUCCGUCUCAUGGAUUCGUUAGCGAUUCUGCUAUCCCAUGUUGUUCCUUCAAGUGGAGUAAACAGUGUGCAAUAGUAUUUCUAGGUUUAUCAGCGACCUGGUUUACACAUGCGUGGUUUGUCACGUGAUAUACAAUAUCUAUAGCUGACAAGAUUAUCAAGCAAAAAUGUGUUACAUGAAUGAUGUCCUCGAUCAACGGUUGAUUUAUGGGGAAAUUUGAACGAGUUCUUUUAAGCAGAAAUGAUCAAAAGAAUGAUACCAGGAGAACGUUCGAUUUGAGAAAAACGAGUAAACAAGGACUUGUAAGGGGUCACUUGCAGAUGAAUAUAUGCAUUGAAUAUUAUUUGUCAUGUUUUGUUUUAUUAUAUAUAUUCAUUUUAAGAGCACAUGUAUAUAUCAUAUAAUUUUCCUUUUCUUAUUUUGAUGUUUCGUUUCAUGUAUAAAUGAAGUUUGUCAACUAAUGAAGGAAAGACAAAGAGCAAUAAAGCAUUAAUUAUAUCAUGUUUAAGAUGGCAGCAAAAUAUAACAAUGACUUUUGUUUAAUGCGAUACAUUCUAUUUCAUUCCAAUAAUUUAGGUCCAUUAAGUAGCUCAUGUGGAUGUUUAUUUUGUUCUAAACGCAGUUGUUAUUUUAUUAAAUAUGAUAAUAUUA